This is a messenger RNA of Spodoptera littoralis (African cotton leafworm), 1248 nucleotides long. The record is from the annotation of a GenBank genome assembly. NCBI's taxonomy places the organism in Eukaryota, Metazoa, Arthropoda, Insecta, Lepidoptera, Noctuidae.
AUGCGGAAAUUAGUAACAUUCAAUUUAACUGAUUGCAAUGAUACGGAGUUCCCAAGUGAUGCUAUUCAAAACUUGAGGCAGGCUGUAAUUGUUCCAAUUGCUUACAAGCCGAAGAUCCAACAAGCUUUGCAAAGAGUCGAUUUUCAAUAUCAUAGAAGUUGUAGUUACUCGAAUCUCUUACGGGAGUGUAAUGUUGGCGAAGGGGAGACCCUGUUGAUGUUCUGGGGCUACGAACGCUCUGACAGCAGGGUUACUAUGAGCAUGUCCGCCUCUAGCUGCUCCUCGUUGCACACACCGACAAAUACACCUAGCAGCCAGAGAGAUAAGGAACUGCGUUCAACCGCCCAACAGACUGAUAUAAGCUGUCGGUACUCCCCCGGCAUCUCUUCACCAGCGAAUCCGAAUGACACGGAGGAACAGCGUCUGUUGCGUGCACGCAUCGCAGACUCGCUGACGUUCUCUUCUCCCGCGUCAUCUCUGGUGCAACCAGCGGGCCGCUCCAUGUCCAUCCUCAGCUCCGUCUGCGCGUUGCUGCUCAAUAAACAGGGCUCGCAAGCCGCGAAGGAGGUGUCGAGCUUCACGGGCAGCCUCCGCUCGGAUAACAUCUGCCGCAUCUGCUUCGGCGGCGAGUCUGCCGAGCGCCUGGUGCGGCCAUGCUCCUGCCGGGGCACCAUCGCUGCCGUGCACCGCUCCUGUCUGGAGCGCUGGCUGCUGCAGGCUGCCACGUCCUACUGCGAGCUGUGCAGGCAUCACUACAUUGUCACCAGGAGUCACAAAUGGUCAUGGAUGCGGUCGAUGGCGGAGUGGGCGAUGUCGGGACGCGGGCGUGCGCUGGCGGCGGACGUGUGGCGCGCGCUUGCGCUGGGCACGGCCAGCGUGCUCGGCACGGCGCGCGCACUGCACGCCUGCGACGCCGUGCUGCAGGCGGGCGCGCGCAGGGGAGGGGGCGCCGCACUGGCUGCCAAUCUCUUCUCCUCAUUGCUCAUUGGAGUUAUUGGCGCGCUCAACGGCCUGCUGACGACGUGGAUGCUGCUGAAGAUCCAGGAGCACCAGCUGUCGUGGCAGGCGUGGCGUGACAGCACGCUGCACGUGCACGUCACGCUGGCGGACGAGGAGAGCACGCUCACCCCGCACCCCUCCGACGCUACGGUGGUGGGCGACGAAGAUGGUAAUGCCACCGCUGACAGGAGCACUAAUGUCGCUGAUCCUUUUAUGGUUGCACUCCCGUACAAUCUGCCAGACCCAUGA